Molecule: messenger RNA, 1983 nt
Organism: Colletotrichum tamarilloi
Lineage: Eukaryota; Fungi; Ascomycota; Sordariomycetes; Glomerellales; Glomerellaceae
Exons: 5
Coding region: 1-1983 (660 amino acids)
Molecular function (GO): monooxygenase activity; flavin adenine dinucleotide binding
Source: RefSeq, a predicted model, not a curated record
AUGGCUGAAGUGUAUGAAGAAUACCCGCUCAAGGCGGAUAUACGUACAAUGAUGGCCGAGACACCUCUUCCGAUCAUCCCCGAGGGGAUGAUAGACCCUGCCAACAUGACCGGAAGCACGACUACCAGCAUCGCCCUCGAUCUCUUCGAAAAACUCACAUCAGCACUGAAGGCCAAUGAUGCGACUGCUCUGGAAGACUGCUUCUUCGCGGAGCAGGCAUACUGGAAGGAUCAGCUAGCACUAACGUAUCACCUUCGAACAUUCCAACAGGCGAGCGUCAUUGCAAGCAGUCUCUUAGAGACAAAGAAUCUCCGAGGAGUAGCAGAUAUUAGAAUUGAUGGAGUCGCGAGUUUCGCGCCGGUCACUCCUACCCUCCAAUUCAUCGACUGUAAUUUCACAUUCAGCACAGCGUCCCCAGCUGCCCACUGUCAUGGCAAAAUUAUUCUCCUACCCCACAAGCGCCAAACUGGGAAUAAGAAGAUAGUGAGCUGGAAAAUUUGGGUAUUGAGCACCAGACUUGAGGACUUUGUCCACUAUCCCGAAAAGUUGAGUUUGUUGCGGGGUCCUGCAAAGCAGCUGGGCAUUCUCGAAUAUUUCGAAACCGAUGUGGUUAUCAUCGGUGGCGGCAACAGCGCAGUGACAGUCGCUGCUCGGCUGAAGGCUUUGGGCGUCGAGAGCGUCAUGCUCGAUCGGAACCCCACCCCGGGAGACAACUGGGCUCUUCGCUACCACGCAAUGAAGUUCCAUAUUCCAACAGUAAUAUGCACCAUGGCGUACCUGGAAUACGCAAAAGAGCAGCAAUUUCCACACUUCCUCACCAGAGAGGAACUUGCAAAUCAGGUGAAGCGAUACGUGGAAAUAUUCAAUCUGAACAUUCUCAACUCGACCAAGGUUAUUUCGACAACAUAUAGCCAGGCUUCAAAACUCUACACAGUGACAUUUUUGUCACCCACCGGUCAGCGUGUUGCGGUGGCCAGGCACAUAGUUCAAGCAACAGGGAUAGGAUCGCAGAAGCCUCAUAUGCCGCAUAUGGCUGAUGCUGAUCUUUAUCGGGGUGUCAGUGUUCACUCUACUGUCUAUCGUAACGCCAAAGACUUGAAGAUGCUUGGUGUCAAGUCUGCUCUGGUCGUAGGCUCAGCAAACACCGCGUUUGACAUUCUCGAGGAUUGCUACGCUGCCGGUCUGGCGACCACAAUGGUUGUUCGCUCCCCGACUUACAUCUUCCCAGUCGCGUACGUGUGCGAUCCUGCAGCGCAUGGAAAUUACGAGAAGCUUGGCGUGGAAGCAGAUAAGGAUUCUAUGGCGAUGCCCACUAACAUCGACGCUCACAUGGUGCGGGGACACUUCUCCCACCUUGCCUCUCAAGAGCCGGAUCGCUAUGCCGCCCUUGCCAAAGCCGGAUUCCCCGUCUUAGACAGCCGCUCACCGGAAUGCUGCUUGAUGGUCAAUUUGUUUGAAAAGGCUGGAGGACACUAUCUCGAUGUGGGCGGCACGGCGCUGAUCGCCGAGGGUAAAGCAGGUGUCAAAGCCAAUGUCGAGCCCGUUGCCUUCACUACCACUGGACUCAAAUUCUCUGACGGUAGCACACUUGAUGCGGAUGCCGUGGUGUGGUGUACGGGAUUUGCUGACCGAGACGCGCGUACGACGGCGGCAAACAUACUGGGGGCCUCGACAACGAAUGACAUUAACAAUCCGUCAAGAGGAGACCAAGACGGAAACAGCGGAACCCUUGGACCUCGAGAGAUCGCCGCUCGACUUGAUGCAACUUGGGGUGUCGAUUUGGAAGGAGAGGUUCGGGGAGUGUGGAAACGGCAGUCCCGGCUUGACAACUACUGGGUUAUGGGUGGUGAUACGAGGCUUCAGCGAUGGCAUUCACGGACUUUGGCAUUGCAGAUCAAAGCUGAACUCGCAGGUAUUCUGCCACCAGCCUAUCGGGAUACACCUAUUCCCAAGCGCCGUUCAGGUGAUUCCAGUCGUCUCUAG